Oncorhynchus kisutch (coho salmon) is the source of this 7424-nucleotide messenger RNA. RefSeq names its product long-chain-fatty-acid--CoA ligase 3. Gene Ontology annotation, cellular component: plasma membrane; lipid droplet; endoplasmic reticulum. The record is from RefSeq and is a predicted model, not a curated record. Gene Ontology annotation, biological process: long-chain fatty-acyl-CoA metabolic process; neuron differentiation; long-chain fatty acid metabolic process. NCBI's taxonomy places the organism in Eukaryota, Metazoa, Chordata, Actinopteri, Salmoniformes, Salmonidae. Gene Ontology annotation, molecular function: long-chain fatty acid-CoA ligase activity. The transcript is spliced from 15 exons. The coding region runs from base 385 to 2532 and encodes 715 amino acids.
UCGUUUCCCCAUCACUUCCGGGCUGAUAACAAGGGCCGUUGAUGCCCGCAGAUUUUCAUUACAAUAUCUUAGUUUAAUAAAUACAUUGGCGCCAUAGCUGUGAUGUUUUGGGAGUGAUAUUGUCACAAAGCCUACAAAUGAGGUUGGUGUAUUGACGAAAUUCUUCCAAGAGACGCAGGAAUAGCGGAUGAUGAAGAGGUGAGCUGACUAAAACCAAGCUGUCUGUCAGUCCAUCCAUCAAGCGGAUCUAUCAGAGGAACCACCAGUGCAUGAGAAGGAACACAAUCUGUUUUCGAAAGAAGUGUUGGGGUGUAUCCCUCACACUUCCUGCCCCACCCACCUCAACAGACUCCACCCCGUGACCCUUGAUCCCUGACAUCCAAGAUGAAACUAAAAGAGGACAUGAACCCACUGCUGCUGCAGGUCUUCCGCUCGGUUGUCUGGGUCUACUCUGUCAUCACCUUCCUGCCCUGGUACCUGCUCUCGGGCGCAGGAGCCAACCUAGACCGGGCGCGGCGGGUCAAGGCACGGUCAGUGAGCGGUCGCCCGGCGGGCCCUUACCGGGCGACCAACCAUGAGGAUGGUAGCCAGCAGAAGCUGGUGUCUUCCUUGCACCCAGGAGUGGACACCCUGGACAAGGUGAUGGAGCAUGGAGCGACCAGGUUCCCAGAGAGGAACUGCCUGGGCACGAGAGAGGUGCUGAGCGAGGAGGACGAGCUCCAACCCAAUGGGAAGGUCUUCAAGAAGGUGAUCCUGGGGGAGUAUCAGUGGAUGUCGUAUGAGGAGACCUACCAGGCAGCAGUGUGUUUUGGCAGUGGACUGGCCGCGCUGGGCCAGAGGCCUCAGUGUAACAUCGCCAUCUUCUGUGAGACCAGGGCCGAGUGGAUGAUAGCAGCACAGGCCUGCUUCAUAUACAACUUCCCAUUGGUGACGUUGUACUCUACUCUGGGCGGAGCGGCCAUUGCCCACGGUUUGAACGAGACUGAGAUCACCCACAUCAUCACCAGCAAAGACCUGCUACACAGCCGUCUCAAGGACAUUCUGUUGGAGGUGCCUCGGCUGCAGCACAUCAUCGUGGUGGACAGUAAGCCAACCAGUUGGCCUGGCUUCCCCCGCGGCAUCAUGGUCCACAACAUGGACGCCGUGCAAGAGCUGGGCUCCAGACCCGACAACAUGGCGGUGGCGCGCCGGCGGCCCGUGCCCUCUGACAUCGCUGUAAUCAUGUACACCAGCGGCUCCACGGGCAUCCCCAAGGGCGUCAUGAUCUCCCAUAGCAACAUCAUCGCGGGCGUCACAGGCAUGGCAGAGCGCAUCCCAGACCUGGAUGAGACAGACACCUACAUUGGGUACCUGCCACUGGCCCAUGUUCUGGAGCUGAGUGCAGAGAUGGUGUGUAUCUCUCACGGCUGUUGCAUCGGAUACUCCUCCCCACAGACGCUAGCAGACCAGUCCACUAAGAUUAAGAAGGGCAGUAAAGGAGACACCAGUGUUCUAAAACCUACACUCAUGGCUGCUGUACCAGAGAUCAUGGAUCGGAUCUAUAAGAAUGUGAUGACCAAGGUGGAGGAGAUGAGCAGUGUGCAGAGAACCCUCUUUGUGUUGGCCUACAACUACAAGAUGGAACAGAUCACCAAGGGCUACAAGACCCCGCUCUGUGACAGUCUGGUGUUUAGGAAAGUGCGCUCGUUGUUGGGGGGUCACAUGAGGGUGCUGUUGUCUGGUGGAGCGCCCCUCUCCGCUGCCACCCAGCGCUUCAUGAACAUCUGCCUCUGCUGUCCCGUGGGCCAGGGCUACGGCCUCACCGAGACCUGCGGAGCUGGCACCAUCAGCGAGAUGUGGGACUACAGCACAGGCCGGGUCGGCGCUCCUCUGAUCUGCUCCGAGAUCACCCUCAAGGACUGGGAGGAGGGCGGUUACUACAGCACAGACAAGCCACACCCGAGAGGGGAGAUUGUAAUCGGCGGGCCCAACGUGACUAUGGGUUACUACAAGAACGAGGUGAAGAACCGCGAGGACUUCUUCGUGGACAGCAACGGCCAGCGCUGGUUCUGUACAGGAGACAUCGGGGAGUUUCACCCAGACGGGUGCCUCAAGAUUAUCGAUCGUAAGAAGGAUCUGGUGAAGCUCCAGGCUGGGGAGUAUGUGUCUCUGGGGAAGGUGGAGGCCAUGCUGAAGAACUGCCCUUUCGUAGACAACAUCUGCGCCUACGCAAACAGUGACCAGUCGUACGUGAUUGGCUUUGUGGUGCCCAAUCAGAAGCAGUUAAUGGCGCUGGCGGAGCAGCGAGGGUUACGGGGCAGCUGGGAGGAGAUCUGUAACAACCCUGACAUGGAGAGAGACGUUCUCCACAUCAUCACAGAGGCCGCUCUGUCAGCCAAACUGGAGCGCUUUGAGAUUCCGAGGAAGAUCCGUCUGAGUGCAGAGCCUUGGACACCGGAGACUGGCCUGGUGACUGACGCAUUCAAACUCAAACGCAAGGAGCUCAAAUCACACUAUCAGGAAGACAUCGAGAGAAUGUACGGUGGCAAGUAACACACACACACACAGGCAUACGCAAGGAAUCUAACAAGCGCUAUCUAGAUGACAUGAAAACUGGAGAGAAUGUACGGCGGCAAGUUACACACAAACAGACACAGCCCCCCCCCCCCCCCCCUUCCCAAGACAAAAGACAGAGGGCCAAGCCAGUUCGAGCAUCAUCAGUUGCUUGUCUUCGUCAAAAGUUUUUCCGGGGUCUGUGUGUUGCUAUGACGAUGCUGGCAUCAUGGCGUGACUCGACCGUGACACAGAAAAUUACACGUUAAUCUUGUCCCACUCCUCCGCUCCUCUCCUACGUUUCUCCUUUCCUUCUCUCUCCUAUCCUCCAUCUAGCAUGGUCUUUGGCCUCUGAGUGUAGUCCAGACACCUGAUAGUAGAAAGGAUGUUUUUUUUGUGUGAAUGUGGCCUGGAUCGUGUUCAUUAGGCAUCAAACGGAAGAAAACUGACUGAAACAAGGAGGGACUACCUGAACUUGUCCAACAAGAAACGUUUUGCUAUGUUGUGCACUAAUGAAUUACGACUCUGAAAAAUGAGGCCCUUCGGUUUAAACGUUCCACAUCCAGGUUUGAAUCUAUGCAGGGAUCCCUUUUAUUGUAUAAAUGUUUCGGGAUGUGGUGAUGUUUCGUUGUCUUUCUUUUUUUAACGUAAUCGGUUUGUCUUGGUUCAUUUCCGAAACCUAUUCGAUGAACAUCUUAUGUCUGAGAGAAAUUAGUGUUUUGCGAAACCAUACGAUUUUUGUAACGCAACUCGCAAUUUUUAUUUGCUUUCCUUAUUUCUUGUUUUUCUCUGAAUGGUUUGUUUCUCAUUUAUCUGUUACCAAACUGACAUUUCCCUCGUCUGCCUCUAGGUCCUGAAGGUUGCUUCUAUUCUAUGGAAGAGUAUGUGUUUACUGACUUGACUAGAUUAAGUCCUAUGUCACUUUGUUACAGUGUGCCAGUGAUGGAAUCUCCUCCCUGCUCUGUGCCCCUGUGUGUGGCUACGGGCUGAUAUGAUGUGCCUGGGUUGGCUGGUGGAACCUGUUUCUCGUAAUGUAGCCUGAUCCUGGAUCGUUUUUUACUUUAGCCACCUCCUCUUGACUAUUUGUGAGAUGUCAUGAGUUGACCCAGGCAAGAAAUGAUCUGGGACCAGGUAAGUAAUGAUGGUGUCCGGGGGGGGGGGGGGGGCUACGGGGAAGUAGGAUGCAGUUGCCCCGUAAAGCUGAUCGAAGUUUAGUUUCUCUUCCCUGUGGUUGAGGCUAAGAUGGGGAGAGGACAAGCUGAUCCUUGAUCUGUGCCUAAAGGGCAACUUCUCAGCACGUGACACCAAUCCUACUGAGACCCUUAUUCAUUUCUACUCUGUCACUUAACCAGUAGGAGGCCGUCUCUGCCACUGGUUCAUCUUUGAAACAUAAUCUGUAUAGUAAUGUCCAAAUUUACAGGGGUGUGUAUGUGUGAUUUGUGCUGAUGUUUGGGUGUGUGUGUGUGCGUGCGUGCGUUCUCUGACCCUGAGCUUGUUCCCUAUGUCUCUGUGAAGCCCGCUGCAUGCCCACCCCACCUGACCUGUAGAAGUCUUUUACCUUUCAAUGUUUCCUCCAGCAAAACGAUGUUACAUACAGUGUCCUGCUAAACCAGGUCUGUGGCUCCAUAAACCAUGUUAUCACCAGGACGAUCUGGUUCCGUAAAACCACGUAGAUUGUCUUUAUCGACAUGGGCCUAAACCUGCCGUUUUUACUCCAUAAAAUGAUGACCCGUGUACUGCAUGGAUGUCUCCUAAGAGAGCCAAUGGCUCCCAGUCCAGAUCUGUAGCCGUUUGCCUUUUUUAGUUGCUCUUCGGCAGACUGUGUGUUUGUGUCAUCCAACGGUAGUCCCAUCUACCCUGAUAUCCCUGUUCGUAUUACAGGAAUGCAUUGUCCUAUUUCUUUGUCAUAGCUCUAGUUACUGUUGCUAUUAUUGAUGAAAUAUGAAAUGCAGAUUGAAUGUGCAAUAUUUAUACGAAAUACAAAUUCUAAAACCUAAAGUAUGUAAAGGAAAAAUGCACAGAGAGAGCGAGCCCCUUCACAGUGUAUGAAUGUGUGGGUGCGGGCCCGUCUCUUUCCAAUUAAAUGUACAAAGAAAACCUAGAGGACAGGCGGACGGACAGAAAACAUUGUUGUAGAAGUAGUAACAUAUAGCCUCUUUAUGGUGUGAUAUUAGUGCCAACAGAAAUGUAAUCUGAAUUCAAUCAUCUUGAAUUCAUUCAGAUUUGAUGGCAGUAAUAUGACUCUAUACUUAUUUUUCUGUAUUGUGAAAGUACUGUACCAAUUAUAGUAAUGAAGACUAAUAUUUUGGCCUUGUAAAAGAAAAAUACAAUGGUGACGAUUAAGGCACUACAGGUGAACAGAUUUAUGUCUCCAGGAAGUUAUUUGGGUUGCAUGAUUCCUUGUGAAUGCACUAUAUACAUUUGUGACGUAUAAUGUAUUCAGAAAUAAAAUCCAAGAUGAAAAGUAAUUUGGGCAAUUCCAUACGAGAUUUGCCCAAAGAUAUGUAAACCUUGGAAAGGUACUUUGGGUUAAGGAGGUUUGGCAUACCUUUUCAAAGUUGAAAUCAUUGUAUUAAAAGUUGGAGAGUUCAUGAUAUUUUUGCUUUGCCCAGGCCUUUUGAUGAUAUGACCCAUUUUCUACAUUAAUUGACGUUAGAGGACAUAACCAACUGCAAAUCACCAGCAGAGGGAGUUCUGAGUCCGUUCCCACGUGAACUGUGUUGUAGAUGCUCCAAAAAUAGAUCAUCAUUUCAAAAGUAGCAGAGCGACCACUCUGGAAAUGUUAUGUACUUGUAGAGUAUAUUGUUUUUAAACCAUUUCCAAUACCGAACGAAAUUCAAAAGGGGACUUUUUGCGACAUUUACGAUAAGGCCCGGGUAAGGCCAAAAUUUCACACAUUUCCCAACUUUCAAACAAGUUAUUUCUCAAUAAUUAUUGUGGGUAGAGAUGUCAAUGGUAUUCCAGACAAAAUGAAGUUAUUAUUGAUUUCAUUUCAGGAAGAUUAAAAGCAUCAUAAAUAUCUCUGGGCCAAUCUCGUUUGGAAUUCCACAUACAUUAUAGGCUGCCAUAUAUGUAUUGUCUGCAAAUGAAUUAGUGUGUAUGAGCAAUGUACAGUAUAUACCGUAGAAGAAGAGCUUGGAUAUUUAGCACAAGGGAUAUUUCAGCAUUUGAAAAGGACCCUCGGUUUUGGGAAGUAGUCCAAAACACUGAUGAUGUUACGAAUGAGGAACCCAGGUGCAGGCUGGUUCCCGUUCUUCUUACAGUUCCUGAUAUUUCAUUGGUUCUUUGUAUUCAAUUCCCAACCAAUGUCUGUCCAGUCUGCUGCUUUGCUAUCCCAUACCAGGCCACAAUUGGUUAAGAAGAUUUGUUCAUAGGAAUAUACAAAGUGCUGUAUCUUGAGUGUUUCUCUGAGGUUCUACACACAUACAUAUACAUACAUACAUACACUAGCAUUCAAAGGUUUGGGGUCACUGAGAAAUUUCCUUGUUUUUGAAAGAAAAGCAAAAGAUUUUGUUCAUUAAAAUAACAAAUUGAUCAGAAAUACAGUGUAGACAUAGUUAAUGUUGUAAAUGACUAUUGUAGCUGGAAACGGCUGAUUUUUUCAAAUGGAAUAUCUACAUAGCCGUACAGAGGCCCAUUAUCAGCAACCAUCACUCCUGUGUUACAAUGACAUGUUGUGUUAGCUAAUCCAAGUUUAUCGUUUUAAAAGGCUAAUUGAUCAUUAGAAAACCCUAGAAGGCCAGCAUCCCAGAGUCGCCUUUUCACUGUUGAUGUUGAGAUUGGUGUUUUGCAGGUACUAUUUAAUGAAGCUGCCAGUUCAGGACUUGUCAGGCAUCUGUUUCUCAAACUAGACACUCUAAUGUACUUGUCCUCUUGCUCAGUUGAGCACCGGGGCCUCCCAUUCCUCCUUCUAUUAUUCUGGUUAGUGCCAGUUUGCGCUGUUCUGUGAAGGGAGUAGUACACAGCGUUGUACAAGAUCUUCAGUUUGUUGGCAAUUUCUCGCAUGGAAUAACCUUCAUUUCUCAGAACAAGAAUGGACUGAUGAGUUUCAGAAGAAAGGUCUUUGUUUCUUGCCUUUUUGAGCCUGUAAUCAAAUGCACAAAUGCUGAUGCUCCAGAUACUCAACUAGUCUAAAAAGGUCAGUUUUAUUGCUUCUUUAACAGUUUUCAUCUGUGCUAAAAUAAUUACAAAAGGGUUUUCUAAUGAUCAAUUAGCCUUUUAAAAUGAUAAACUUGGAAUAGCUAACACAACAUGCCAUUGGAACACAGAAGUGAUGGUUGCUGAUAAUGGGCCUCUGUACGCCAAUGUAGAUAUUUCAUAAAAAAUCUGCGGUUUCCAGCUACAAUAGUCAUUUACAACAUCAACAAUGUCUACACUGUAUUUCUGGUCAAUUUUAUGUUUUUUGGACAAAAAAUUUGCUUUUCUUUCAAAAACAAGGACAUUUCUAAGUGACCCCAAACUUUUGAACGGUAGUGUAGGUACAUACCUACCUACAUACAUACACACAUACAUACAUACAUUACAUGUCUUAGUAGUGAAGUCAUCCACUUUAACUACUGAUGUACCUAAAGACAAGGAACAAAGUUUGGUGUACAGAUUAAUUUGACCUCUCGCAUUGUUUCUCAUAGUAAAUACGUUGGAAGGGGAGGUGUUAAUAUGAUCAAAUUUCCUAAAGAUAUACCAGUUGUGCAGGUGUAAAACCUCAUUUAAACCUAUUUGGUCUUUGUUGUUCACCAGUUUUUUGGGGUGGGUCUUUUUCCUUCUGGUUUAGCGUGGGUUACUGGCCUUGUGACAUCAUGGGCUAUUUGCAAAUGUUUCCUUCCUUAUUUAUUUGUAAUUUGGCCUUGGAAAAUUGUCAUGAAAAUAAAAGUUGUGAUUGGUCUAAAAAUGCC